AUGGCGGAAGCUUCUGUAGAAUUUCUGCUACAAAAUCUGAAGGACCUGCUUUUAUACAAUGCUCAUCUGAUUCUUGACGUUAAGGAAGAAGUGAAUUCGCUGUACAACAAUCUUGAUUUGUUCAAAUCCUUACUCAAGGAUGCUGCAAAAAUCCGGAACAAGAAUGAUUUCUUAAAAACUACAAUGAACCAAAUCAGAGACGUUGUAUAUGAAGCAGAAGAUAUUAUAGACAGAUUUGUUUUUGAGUCAGCUGCACGCAAGGCCCAGGGUAGAGUGGAGAAGGCUUUAAAUAUACUUGAUCAUACCAAAAUGCGUCAACGUGUGGGGAAAGAGAUCAAGUCCAUCAGCACUGAGGUGAAAAACAUACAUGACGACAAGAAGGAGUAUGUAGUUAAGGCCCUGCAGCAAGAAGAAGAGGGACAUGCAGGAAACAGAAAAAAGAGAGAGGCUCCCAUUGUAGAGGAAGACAACGUGGUGGGCUUUAAAGAUGAGGCAGAAAAAAAAAUGACUGGAGCAAUAUUUCCAUGGUUUCGAGUGGCACAAGCUCUCCUGGCAUUUUUCAUGGAAGACCGUGAUAAUAUGUGA
Fraxinus pennsylvanica is the source of this 585-nucleotide messenger RNA. The record is from the annotation of a GenBank genome assembly. Lineage: Eukaryota; Viridiplantae; Streptophyta; Magnoliopsida; Lamiales; Oleaceae.